Molecule: messenger RNA, 1188 nt
Organism: Caenorhabditis remanei
Lineage: Eukaryota; Metazoa; Nematoda; Chromadorea; Rhabditida; Rhabditidae
Exons: 9
Coding region: 1-1188 (395 amino acids)
Biological process (GO): neuropeptide signaling pathway
Cellular component (GO): membrane
Molecular function (GO): G protein-coupled peptide receptor activity
Source: RefSeq, a predicted model, not a curated record
AUGGAGGCCGACAAUUCGACUGUCAUCAAUCCGGUGGCCCCGACGUAUCUUAUUAGUGAUUAUAUCGAAAUCGCCUACUUGGGAAUGGUUUUAAUGCUUGGGGUGCCAGCAAAUGUUGUCAUUCUGAAGAAGUUAAUCAAAGAAAUGAAAGCGUGCAAUCGUGAUAUGGUCAAGAGUGGCUUUGUGAUGUUGAAAAUCAAUCUGAACAUUACUGAUCUUCUCAUUUUGACCUACUCAUUGGGAAAACUGAUUUGGCUCAUCACUUAUAGAUGGAUUGGAGGAGACAUUGCCUGUAGAAUGUACCAGAUGUUCUCCAUGUUCUCCUUAUACAGUUCAUCUAACAUUGUGAUGUGUAUUGCGUUGGAUAGGCUCAGAAAUGUUAUCUAUGCAAACCAAAUUCAUACCAAAACAAGCAAGAUCAGUACUGUCAAAGUGCUCGCUUACGGUUCCUGGUUAGCUGCCUUCGUUUGCAGUUUGCCCCAAUUUUUCCUUUUUCAAACGGUCGAGGUUAACCCUAACUUUAUCCAAUGCUCGGAUGUCUGGCAGAUACGUCGUCACAUUAAGAAAGAGAACGAGUAUUUUCCUGAAGAAUCAUUUGUUUUGACUGAAACUUUCGAGAAUAUAUACAAUAUUGUUCACUUGUUCUUGGUUUUCUGGGGACCAUUGAUUGUACUCAUUGUGACAUACGCUGUGAUUGCCACCAAACUAAUGAAAUACUCGCUUAGAGCACCUGGAACUCAAAGUGUCAGGCGACCUAUGCCAACUGCAGCUGAUGAUUCUCCGAAAGAUGUCAUUGUUCAUGUCAAUUUGGAAGAUGGUCUACUUAAGAAAGAUGGGAGUUUUAGAAAAGUGGUCAAGUGUUGUAAGGAAGAAUUAAUCCCCAAACAACACCGAAAGAAAUCCAACCGAAAGAACGGAGGAAAAGACUCAACAACCACUACAUCGUCGACAUCGACACGUGUACCAACGUGGCGGAAACAAAUGCGCAGUCGGGUGUUCCGAACAACAAUGCUCGUGAUCCUCACCCACUUCCUUUUCUGGUUCCCAUAUAAUGCACUUGGACUAAUGAAGUAUAUUAAUCAGGGGAUGUUCGAGGUUCUCAGCGCCAAUGCCAAUAUCUUCAAAGAUUUGCAAAUUCUCAUCACCCUCAUCAAUCCGUUCCUUUAUGGAUUCUCUACAGGAAACUAA